Messenger RNA from Trichechus manatus latirostris (Florida manatee), 1296 nucleotides. RefSeq names its product aurora kinase B (gene AURKB). The transcript is spliced from 9 exons. Bases 587 to 1165 code for a protein of 192 amino acids. NCBI's taxonomy places the organism in Eukaryota, Metazoa, Chordata, Mammalia, Sirenia, Trichechidae. Gene Ontology annotation, cellular component: spindle midzone; spindle microtubule; spindle pole centrosome. Gene Ontology annotation, biological process: mitotic spindle organization; regulation of cytokinesis; protein phosphorylation. Gene Ontology annotation, molecular function: protein kinase activity; ATP binding. The record is from RefSeq and is a predicted model, not a curated record.
GGGCGGGAGAUUUGAAAGGGCCUCGGCUGGGGCGCGGUGGGGCAGGUUCAGUCGUUUGCGUGAGGCCAGGAAAGCAGCUGUGCCGCGGGCUCCAGCUCCCCGCCCCCUUUCCCUCUAAGGAUGGCCCAGAAGGAGAACGCCUACCCCUGGCCCUACGGCCGGCAGACGGCUCAAUCUGGCCUAAACACCCUGCCCCAAAGAGUCUUCCGGAAGGAGCCUACCACCUCAUCUGCGCUUGUCCCCAUGAGCUGCUCCAAUGCCCAGCCCACAGCUGCUCCUGGCGAGAAGAAGACGGAGAACAGCAGUGGGACACCCAGCUUCUUAAUGCGGCCCUUCACAAUUGACGACUUUGAGAUUGGGCGUCCUCUGGGUAAAGGCAAGUUUGGAAAUGUGUACUUGGCUCGGGAGAAGAAAAGCCAUUUCAUUGUGGCCCUCAAGGUCCUCUUCAAGUCUCAGAUAGAGAAGGAGGGUGUGGAGCACCAGCUGCGCAGAGAGAUCGAAAUCCAGGCCCAUCUGCAGCAUCCCAACAUCCUGCGUCUCUACAACUAUUUCUAUGACCGGCGGAGGGUCUACUUGAUUCUGGAGUAUGCCCCGCGGGGGGAGCUCUACAAGGACCUGCAGAAGAGCCGUACUUUUGAUGAGCAGCGAACAGCCACGGUCUGGGCGGAUCAUGGAGGAGCUGGCAGAUGCUUUGAUGUACUGCCACGGGAAGAAGGUGAUCCACAGAGACAUAAAGCCAGAGAAUUUGCUCUUGGGGCUCCGGGGAGAGCUCAAGAUUGCUGACUUCGGCUGGUCUGUGCACGCCCCCUCCCUGAGGAGGAAGACAAUGUGUGGCACCCUGGACUACCUGCCCCCGGAGAUGAUUGAGGGGCGCACGCACAAUGAGAAGGUGGAUCUUUGGUGCAUUGGAGUACUUUGCUAUGAGCUGCUGGUGGGAAACCCGCCCUUCGAGAGUGCUUCACACAAUGAGACAUAUCGGCGCAUCGUCAAGGUGGACCUGAAGUUCCCUCCGUCUGUGCCCACAGGAGCCCAGGACCUCAUCUCCAAGCUGCUCAAGCAUAACCCCUCAGAACGGCUGCCCCUGGCCCAGGUCUCAGCCCACCCUUGGGUCCGAGCCCACUCUCGGAGGGUGCUACCUCCCUCUGCCCUUCAGUCUGUCGCCUGAAUUGUCUGUCAUCUACUCAGUGUCUGUUUGUAUGUCUGUGUAUAUGUGGGGGGAAGGAGGUGACCCUGGCCUGUUCCCUUUUCUGUCUUCUACCUCCUUUUAAUUUAAUAAAGGCUGAAGCUUUUUAUACU